AUGACCGCCGCUUCAAAUCGGGACGGAGCAACGGGACUUGCGAGGAGACCGGAAUGCGCAUGCAGGAAAGGGGACGGAAUACGGAUUUUUGCUCUAAUGAAGGCGGGAGUGCGGGCGCACCGUUGGAGCCGGGUGCUCUUCUUAUAUAUGGGGCUACUGGCCGCCUCAGUAAAGGCUCAGAACUGCAGUUACACACUACACAGUCCCAAUGGGACGAUAGAGAGCCCCGGCUACCCUUACGGUUAUCCUAACUAUGCCAACUGUACAUGGGUGAUUGUGGCGGCGGAGCACAACCGGAUACAGCUGGUGUUUCAAGGCUUCGCCCUAGAGGAGGACUUUGACAUCUUGUCUGUAUAUGAUGGGCCACCCAGCCCUGGGAACCUGCGCACACGGUUAACGGGGUUCCAGCUGCCUUCACCCAUUGUGAGUACAGGCUCCAGGCUUACACUGUGGCUACUGUCUGACUAUGCAGUCAGUGGGCAGGGAUUUAAAGCUGUCUAUGAAGCUCUACCCAGCUACACUUGUGGCAAUCCUGGACAGCUACUCAAUGGCCACCAGCAGGGGUCCACGUUCAACAUCGGGGACAAAAUCCGCUACAGCUGCAGCCCAGGCUACGUGCUGGAGGGUCACACCACCCUAUCCUGCCUUGCCACUUCAGCGGGUACUGCUGCCUGGGAUUUCCCCCUGCCCUACUGCAGAGCUGACGAUGGGUGUGGCGGCACACUGAGAGGCCAGAGUGGGGUGAUCACCACUCCCAAUUACCCUACUGAGUACAACAACAAUGCUGACUGCACCUGGACUGUGCUGGCCGAGCCAGGAGACACCAUUGCCCUUGUUUUCUCUGACUUUCAGCUGGAGGACGACUAUGACCUUCUGGAGGUCAGCGGCACUGAGGGUUCUUCACAGUGGUUCACUGGCCCCAACCUUCCCUCACCCAUCAUUAGCAGCAAGAACUGGCUUCGACUGCACUUUACCUCUGAUGGCAACCACAAGUUGAGAGGUUUCAGCGCCCAGUACCAAGUGAAGAAGAUGACUGAGCUAAAGUCCCGAGGUGUGAAGAUGUUGCCUAGCAAAGACAACCACCAUAAGAUAUCAGUGUUGUCUCAGAUGGGUGUCGCCCAAGGACACAACAUGUGUCCAGACCCAGGGAUCCCAGAUCGAGGGAAAAGAAAAGGCUCAGACUUCAGACGAGGAGCCACAGUACAUUUCUCCUGUGAUGAGGGUUAUGAACUGCAGGGCUCAAAGAGCAUCAGUUGCCUCAGAGUGACGGACAGCUACGUAGGCUGGAGUGACGAUCGGCCCAUAUGCAGAGCACCAAUGUGUGGAGGGCAGCUGAGAGGACCCAGUGGUGUCAUCACAUCUCCAAACUACCCAGUCCAGUAUGACAACAAUGCCAACUGCACUUGGGUCAUCACAGCCACAGACACAUCAAAGGUGAUCAAGCUGACAUUUGAGGAUUUUGACCUGGAGCGAGGCUAUGACACCCUGACCGUGGGAGACGGCGAGGUGGUGGGAGACCAGAAGACCAUCUUCCAUGUCCUGUCUGGUACCACAACUCCAGACCUCGUGGUCAGCACCAGUCACCAGAUGUGGCUCAAUUUCAAAACAGACGACACCAGUGGCUCCCUUGGCUUCAAGGUUUCCUAUGAAGAAAUUGACCAAGGCAGUUGUGGAGAUCCAGGAGUCCCAGCUUAUGGCAAGCGGGAGGGGACAGGUUUCCGUCAUGGAGACAGGCUGUACUUUGAGUGUCUCCCUGCCUUUGAGCUGGUCGGGAAGAAGAACAUCACCUGUCAGAAGAACAACCAGUGGUCGGCUAAGAAACCCAGCUGUGUUUUUUCCUGUUUCUUCAACUUUACCACUCCAUCUGGGGUGCUGCUGUCUCCCAACUACCCCCAGGAGUAUGGAAACAAUAUGCACUGCGUGUGGCUGAUCAUAACCAACCCUGAGAGCCGAAUCAAUCUGGCCUUCAAUGAUCUCAGCAUGGAGAAACAGUUUGACUUCCUCUCGAUCAAAGACGGGGGAAAGGCUGAGUCUCCCAUCCUGGGUACCUUCUCUGGUGAUGUCCUGCCUCCUCCCAUAACCACUAGUGCCCAUGUAGCACGUCUAGAGUUCCUGACUGACCACACCUACACAGACAGAGGCUUUAACAUCACCUUUACAACAUUUCGCCACAACGAGUGCCCAGACCCAGGUGUUCCUGUUAAUGGGAAGCGAUUUGGUGAGAGCCUUCAGCUGGGCAGCUCCAUCUCAUUCCUGUGUGAAGAGGGCUUCGUUAAGACCCAUGGCUCUCAAACCAUCUCCUGCAUUCUCAAGGAUGGCAACGUGGUGUGGGACAACGCUGUUCCCCGUUGUGAAGCUCCAUGUGGAGGAGAUCUGAAGGCUCCCAGUGGGAUCAUCCUCUCCCCUGGCUGGCCAGAACUCUAUAAGGAGGCCCUUAACUGUGAAUGGAUCAUUGAGGCUCCUCCAGGCUACCCCAUCAAAAUCAUCUUCGACAAGUUCCGCACGGAGGUCAACUAUGACGUCCUUGAGGUGCGGGAUGGACGAUUCCCGUCUUCACCUCUGAUUGGCAGUUACCAGGGCACCCAGGUUCCCCAGUUCCUCAUCAGCACUUCCAACUUCCUGUACCUCCUCUUCUCCACUGACAAGAGCCACUCUGACAUCGGCUUCCGUAUUCGCUAUGAAACCUUGCAGUUACAGUCGGAUCACUGCGUGGACCCUGGUAUACCUGUCAAUGGACAGCGACAUGGCAAUGACUUCUAUGUGGGCGCUUUGGUGACAUUCAGCUGUGAAGCAGGGUACACACUUAGCGACACGGAGCCUUUAGAAUGUGAACCCAAUUUUCAGUGGAGCCGCCCCCUGCCUAGCUGCGAUGCUUUGUGCGGAGGUUAUAUCCAGGGCAACGUUGGCACCAUCCUGUCACCUGGUUUUCCAGACUUUUACCCACACAACCUGAACUGCACGUGGAUAAUCGAGACCUCCCAUGGCAAAGGUGUCCAGUUCACCUUCCACACCUUCCACCUGGAGAGCCCUCACGACCAUUUGUUGGUGACAGAGAACGGCAGCUUCUCUCAGCCCCUGUGGAGACUGACGGGCUCCACACUGCCUCCGCCUCUCAGCGCAGGCCUGUUUGGAAAUUACACGGCUCAGAUCCGCUUUCUCUCCGACUUCUCUGUUUCCUACGAGGGAUUCAACAUCACUUUCUCCGAGUAUGAUCUGGAGCCGUGUGAGGAUCCUGGAAUCCCACCCUACAGCACCAGAAAGGGCCUGCAGUACGGCGUGGGCGACGCCCUCAUCUUCUCCUGUUUCCCAGGUUACCGACUAGAGGGUCCGGCGAGGGUGGUGUGCUUAGGGGGCAGGAGGCGGGUGUGGAGUUCCCCUCUGCCAAGGUGUGUUGCUGAAUGCGGCUCAUCCGUGACUGGCAUGCAAGGGGUGCUGCUCUCACCCAACUACCCCGGUUACUACGGCAACAACCACGAGUGCAUCUACUCUAUCCAAACGCAGCCUGGCAAAGGCAUCCAGCUACGAGCACGAGACUUCAGACUGGAAGAGGAUGACAUGCUCAAAGUCUUUGACGGCAGCAGUAAUAAGGCUCGUCUGCUGGGGGUGUUUACAGGCAGCGAGCUGCUAGACACAACCCUGAACUCCACCUCCAGCUCCAUGUGGUUGGAGUUCAUCAGCAAUGCAGAUAAUACCAGUAAAGGCUUUGAACUGCACUUCACUAGUUUCGAGCUGGUGAAAUGUGAGGAUCCAGGUGUUCCUCAGUUUGGCUACAAGAGGGAGGACAAAGGGCAUUUUGCAGGAAGCACUGUGUCGUAUAGCUGUGACCCAGGCUACACUCUGAAAGGCCCAGAGGUGCUCACAUGCCUGAGGGGGGAAAGGAGGGCAUGGGACAGCCCCCUCCCACUCUGUGUUGCGGAGUGUGGGGGAACCAUCAAGGAUGAGCCUUCUGGUCGUAUCCUGUCUCCGGGCUAUCCAGCUCCCUAUGAGCACAACCUGCACUGUAUGUGGACCAUUGAGGCCGCCCCUGGAAGCACUAUUAGUCUACAUUUCCUGGUUUUCCACACGGAGGAGGUCCACGACGUGCUUCGGAUCUGGGAUGGGCCCCAGGAUGGAGGGGUCCUGCUGAGGGAGCUGAGUGGUUCAGUGCUGCCCCCGGACGCCCACAGCACCUUCAACACUGUCAGCCUGCAGUUCACCACAGACUUCUUCACCAGCAAGCAAGGCUUUGCUCUGCAGUUCUCUGUCUCCACUGCAACCUCCUGCAAUGACCCGGGCAUGCCUACUAAUGGUACCCGCAGCGGAGACAGCAGGGAACCUGGAGACCAUGUGGCGUUCCAGUGUGAUCCUGGCUACAUCCUGCAGGGGGCCAACAGGAUCACCUGCACUGAGAUUAACGGCCGCUUCUUCUGGCAGCCAGACCCUCCUACAUGCACAGCUCCAUGUGGCGGAAACCUGACAGGUCCCAGUGGGCUGAUUCUGUCUCCAGACUAUCCUGAGCCUUACCCUCAUGGGAGGGAGUGUGACUGGACAGUUACUGUCACACUGGACUAUGUCAUCGCUCUGAGCUUCAACCAGUUCAGCUUGGAGCCCAGUUAUGACUUCUUACAUAUCUACGAUGGGCCGGACUCCCUCAGCCCCUUGCUGGGUAGUUUCUAUGGCACAGACGUUCCAGACCGCAUUGAGAGCAGUUCCAACACACUGUUCUUAGCAUUCCGCAGUGAUGCUUCCCUAAGCAGUAAUGGAUUUGUGCUGCAGUACACAGAGAACCCCAGGGAGUCUUGCUUCGAGCCGGGCCUGGUGCGCAACGGGACACGGGUGGGCACCGACCUCAAGCUGGGCUCCACUGUCACCUACCACUGCGACAGUGGCUACACACUAGAGGGAGACCCAACCCUCACUUGCAUCAUGGGGGGAGAUGGCAAGCCGAGCUGGAACAAACCCAAACCCAUCUGCAUUGCUCCAUGUGGUGGACAGUACUCAGGUUUGGAGGGAGUGGUCUUGUCUCCUGGUUACCCUGGAAACUACAGCAACGCACGAACCUGUCUGUACUCUGUGGUCGUACCCAAGGAUUACGUUGUCUUCAGCCAAUUCGCCUUCUUCCAGACCGCUCUGAAUGACAUUGUGGAGGUUUAUGAUGGGGCAACGCAGCAUUCCCGUGUUCUUAGCUCCUUGUCUGGAGCUCACACAGGUGAGUCGUUGCCGUUAGCAACCUCCAACCAAGUCCUGAUCCGCUUCACCUCCAAAGGUCAAUCCAGCUCUAGAGGAUUCCACCUGGUCUACCAGGCUGUGCCACGGACCAGUGCCACCCAGUGCAGCUCAGUCCCCGAGCCCCGAAAUGGCCGCCGGAUGGGCAACAACUUUGCUGUUGGCGCAGUGAUCCGCUUUGAGUGCAGCCCAGGAUACAUGCUGGAGGGAUCAAGUGCCAUUGAAUGUUUAACCGUUCCCAAUGCCUUGGCACAAUGGAACAGCUCCAUACCCAGCUGUAUAGUUCCAUGUGGAGGAAAUCUGACCCAUCGAACAGGCACCAUCUUGUCUCCCGGCUUUCCUGAGCCGUACCUCAACAGCUUGAACUGUGUGUGGAAGAUCACUGUUCCCGAGGGAUCAGGAAUCCAGAUCCAGGUAAUCAGCUUUGUCACAGAGCAGAACUGGGACUCGCUGGAGGUGUUCGACGGAGGAGACAACACUGACACCAUGCUUGGCAGCUUCUCAGGCACCACGGUUCCAGCACUCCUCAACAGCACCUCCAACCAACUCUACCUUCACUUUUUCUCUGACAUUAGUGUGUCUGCAGCUGGAUUCAGGUUGGAAUACAAAACUGUGUCUCUGACCAACUGCCCAGAGCCUGUGGUUCCAAUGAAUGGCAUCAAAGUUGGCGAGCGUCUCCAGAUGAAUAAUGUGGUGUCUUUCCACUGUGAACCUGGAUAUACUCUACAGGGGAACUCGCACAUCACCUGUAUGCCUGGAACCGUUAGACGAUGGAACUACCCACCUCCUCUCUGCAUAGCUCAAUGUGGUGGAAUCCGGGAGGAGAUGGAGGGCAUGAUUCUCAGUCCUGGUUUCCCUGGCAACUACCCUAGCAACAGUGACUGCACCUGGAGAAUCUACCUGCCAGUUGGUUACGGAGCCCACAUUCAGUUCCUCAACUUCUCCACGGAGGCCAACCAUGAUUUCCUUGAGAUACGCAAUGGGCCCCUUGACACAAGCGCAGUGAUUGGCCGAUUCAGCGGCCAGGAUAUUCCCUCCUCCCUUCUCACCACCUCCCAUGAAACCACAGUAUAUUUCCAUAGUGACCACUCACAGAACAAACCAGGCUUCAGGUUUGAGUACCAGGCAUAUGAGCUACAGGAGUGCCCUGAUCCCGAGCCUUUCCGCUACGGAGUGGUGGUGGGUGCUGGCUUCAAUGUGGGCCAGUCUAUCUCUUUUGAGUGUCUGCCUGGUUAUCAGCUAAUGGGACAUUCCAUCCUCACCUGUGAGCAUGGCACAACCCGCAACUGGGAUCACCCUUUCCCUCGCUGCGAAGUGCCUUGUGGUGGGAACAUUACGUCAGACAAUGGGACCAUCUUCUCCCCAGCUUACCCAGAAGAGUACCCCAGUUCAGCUGACUGCUCCUGGCUGAUCACCGUGGCUCCUGGCUUCGGCAUUAAACUCAACUUCACCCUGCUUCAGGUUCAUGGGCCGCAUGACUUUAUCACUGUCUGGGAUGGUCCACAGGAGACGGCCAGGAAACUGGGGGUGUUUACUGAUGGAGAGCCCAAUGAUCCACCCAGCAGCACAUCCAAUCAGGUGCUGAUACGUUUCCGUAGUAACACAGAGAAGGGUGGACUGUUCCGUAUCAGCUAUCAAGCGUACAGACUGCAGCACUGCCUGCCGCCCCCCAUCAUUCCUAAUGCAGAGAUCCUGAUGGCAAGCAAAGAGUUUAAAAUUGGUGAUAUAGUGCGCUACCGGUGUCUUCCAGGCUACCAGUUGAGUGGAAACAGCAUCCUGACCUGCCGGCUUGGGACACACUUGGAGUUUGAGGGGCCUCCGCCCUCAUGUGAUGUGACUUGUCCCAUGAACGAGGUACUGACAGCUUCCACGGGUGUCAUCAUGAGCCAGUCACCAGGCAGCGGCUUCCCGCAUUUUGAGUCUUGCUCUUGGGUGGUCAAAGUAGAACCAGGCUACAACAUCACCUUCACUAUCGAACACUUCCAGACCAGCCGGCAGUUUGAUGAGCUCGAGAUCUUUGAUGGCCCGUCCAGACAGAGCCCCCUCCUCAUCACCCUUAGUGGCAACUAUUCCAGUCCGCUGAGCAUCACUAGCUCCAGUAACAAAGUCUACCUGCACUGGUCCUUCGAUCACACUACCAGCCACAAAGGUUUCCGAAUACGCUAUUCAGCGGCCUACUGCAGCCCUCCAAACAACCCUGUAAAUGGCACAGUGCACAGUCUGACAGGCACCAAGUUGGGCAGCACCCUACGUUUCAGCUGUGACCAGGGCUUCCGUCUUAUUGGCCAGAGCAGCGCCACAUGCACCCGGACUGCACAGGGGAUCUUCCAGUGGAAUGCACCGGUGCCACUUUGCCAAGUCAUGUCCUGUGGAAUGCCAGUUCCUCCUGUCAAUGGCAGUAUUGUUGGCCAGGACUUCUCUCUAGGAGCCAGAGCCACCUACCAGUGUAAUCCCGGAUUUCGUCUUGCUGGGCCUAUCACCACCUCGGUGAUCUGUCAGGAAUUUGGGAGGUGGAGCCCCAUUGAGGCCCAACCUAGAUGUAUUCCUGUGACCUGUCCUGAUAUCGGCCAUUCUGCUGUGGAGCAUGGGAGAUGGAGACUAAUCUAUGGAACUCAAAACCAAUAUGAUGCUAUUAUGAUGCUCAUAUGUGACCCAGGAUAUUACUACAGGGGUCAAAGGGUCAUUCGCUGUCAAGCCAACAGCACCUGGAACUACCCAGAUCCACGGCCAGUCUGCGAAAUCAUCUCCUGCGGGGACCUUGGGACUCCACCAAAUGGCAACAAGAUUGGAACACUGACUGUGUAUGGAGCCACUGCCAUUUUCUCCUGCAACACUGGCUAUACCCUGGUGGGCUCCCGGGUACGAGAGUGUAUGUCCAAUGGACUGUGGAGUGGAACACAGGUCCAGUGUCUAGCUGGUCAUUGUGGCACCCCAGAGCCCAUAGUGAACGGUCAGAUCAUUGGGGAGAACUAUAACUAUCGAGGCAGCGUUGUGUACCAGUGUAACCCAGGAUUUCGCCUCAUCGGGGUGUCAGUGCGAAUCUGUGAACAGGACCACCGAUGGUCAGGACGCACACCUGUCUGUGUCCCCAUUACAUGUGGGCAUCCUGGCAACCCUACCUUCGGUAUGACCCAAGGAAACCAGUUCAACUUAAACGAUGUUGUGCGCUUUGUCUGCAAUACUGGAUAUGUUCUGCAGGGGGCUGUGAAAUCUGCCUGCCAGGCCAAUGGGCAAUGGAGCAACGCCCUACCCAGGUGUAAAAUUGUGAACUGCACAGAGCCGGGCCACGUAGAGAACAGCAUAAGGCAGGUACUGCCCAGCGGGCCGCAUCGCUACAGCUUCCAAACCACUGUGUCGUACCGCUGUAGCCCGGGCUACUACCUGCUGGGCACCAGCUCCAUCUCCUGUCAGGGGGACGGCACCUGGGACCGCUCCCUGCCUAAGUGCCUGUUGGUGCUGUGUGACCGCCCCAGCAUGCCACCUUACGCCCAGAUCUCAGGCGACCGUCGGACAGUAGGCUCAGUCAUCCGGUACAGCUGCAUCGGCCAGCGUACCAUCAUCGGCAACACGACGCGAAUGUGCCAGCUGGACGGCCAGUGGAGCGGCUCACCACCACACUGCUCUGGAGAUUCUGCCGGGCUGUGUGGAGACCCAGGCAUUCCCGUGCAUGGUAUCCGUCUGGGCGAAGAGUUUACAGUAGGCAGUGUUGUCCGCUUUAGCUGUGAGCCCGGUUAUAUGCUGAGGGGUUCACCGGAGAGAACCUGUCUGGCCAAUGGGAGCUGGCUGGGAACCCAACCUGAGUGUCAUGUUAUCUCCUGUGGGAAUCCGGGAACUCCACGCAAUUCCCAGAUCCUCAUCCACGAUGGCCUGACGUUUUCCAGAUCCAUCACUUACGCUUGCAGGGAGGGUUACUACUCCACUGGCCUGCUCACCCGACACUGCACUGUGAACGGGACCUGGACCGGGAACAUGCCUGAGUGCUCGGUAAUCAACUGUGGCGACCCUGGAGUGCCAGCCAAUGGGGUGAGGUUAGGGAAUGAUCUCACCUACAACCACACAGUCAGUUUCCAGUGUUCUCCUGGUUUCACCAUGGAUGCUGACCGGGCCUCCACUCUCAUCUGCACCAAGGACCGCACCUGGAACGGCACUAAACCACUCUGUAAAGCCAUCGUAUGUGGCCCACCACCCACCAUCCCUAACGGUCAGGUCGUCGGUACAGACUUCACCUGGGGCUCCAGCAUCAGCUACUCCUGCAACCAAGGUUACCAGCUGUCCCUGCCCACUGUGUUAACAUGUCAGGGCAACGGUAACUGGAGUGGAGAAAAGCCGCAGUGCUUCCCUGUGUUCUGUGGAGACCCAGGAAUGCCAGCCCAGGGCAGGAGGGAGGACCGAGGAUUCACCUAUCUCUCCUCUGUCUCCUUCUCCUGCUACCCUCCUCUUGUCCUGGUGGGCUCUACCAGGAGAUAUUGCCAGUAUGAUGGCACUUGGAGUGGCACGCAGCCCUCUUGCAUAGAUCCCACUCACACUACCUGUGGAGACCCCGGGACUCCUCUAUUUGGAAAUCAGAACAACAGUCAAGGCUACCAGAUCAGCGGCACUGUGUUCUUCAGCUGUAGAAAGGGCUACUUACUGCAGGGCUCCAUUUCUCGCACUUGUCUGCCCAACCUCACUUGGAGUGGUUUUCAACCUGAGUGCAUUGCCCACCACUGCAGCCAGCCGGAGUUGCCAGCCCAGUCCGAUGUGAGAGCCAUUGAACUGCCGUCCCUUGGCUACACGCUGAUCUAUACGUGUCAGCCUGGUUUCUACUUGGCCGGAGGAUCAGAGCACAGGACCUGCAGGUCCGAUGGGAGCUGGACAGGGAAACCACCUCUGUGUGCAGCUGAUAAUCGCCCAAGUGGUAAGAGCCCAGUGGGCACAGUGCAGGAGCCACCUUCCAAAUUACCAGUCCCUGCAGGUGUGUUUGCUAAGAACUCUCUGUGGAGGGGAUCGUACGAGUACCUGGGGAAGAAGCAGCCGGCCAUGCUCAGCAUCACUGCCUUUGAACCCUUUAGCAACCGGGUGAACGGGACACUCAUCGACCACAGCGGAGUGGAACUCAAACUGGCCGGUACAUAUAAGAGGGAGGAAGCUCAGCUGCUGCUGCAGGUCCACCAGAUCAGAGGACCUGUGGAGAUCUUUGUCAACAAGUUCAAAAUAGACAACUGGGCCCUAGACGGACAUGUGUCCUACAUCUCCUCAUCCAACUCCUUUGUGUACCAGGGAUUUGUCAGAGGAAAAGGCUUUGGCCAAUUUGGUCUCCAGAGACUGGAGAGUUUAGAUCCCAGCAGAGAGAACGCAGGCUACAACUUUGCCUCCAACAGCAGUUCAGUGGCAGCAGCCAUCCUAGUGCCUUUUAUAGCCAUGAUCAUUGCAGGCUUCGCUCUGUACCUCUAUAAACACAGAAGAAGACCCAAAGUCCCCUUCAAUGGUUACGUGGGCCACGAGAACACUAAUGGACGAGCUACGUUCGAGAACCCUAUGUAUGACCGCAACAUCCAACCCACUGACAUCAUGGCCAGUGAGACAGAGUUCACAGUCAGCACAGUGUGCACAGCUGUAUAG
Seriola dumerili (greater amberjack) is the source of this 10806-nucleotide messenger RNA. It is a transcript of the gene csmd2, whose product is annotated as CUB and Sushi multiple domains 2. NCBI's taxonomy places the organism in Eukaryota, Metazoa, Chordata, Actinopteri, Carangiformes, Carangidae. The record is from RefSeq and is a predicted model, not a curated record. The transcript has 71 exons. The coding region runs from base 1 to 10806 and encodes 3601 amino acids.